This is a messenger RNA of Chelonia mydas (Green sea turtle), 1166 nucleotides long. RefSeq names its product phospholipase A2 inhibitor beta. The transcript has a single exon. NCBI's taxonomy places the organism in Eukaryota, Metazoa, Chordata, Testudines, Cheloniidae. Bases 1 to 1065 code for a protein of 354 amino acids. Gene Ontology annotation, molecular function: protein binding. The record is from RefSeq and is a predicted model, not a curated record.
AUGCGUGUCCACUACUUAAUCUGGAUUUGGAUUAACUUCUCCUUUGGUGACUCUGAAUUUCAUUACCUAUGUCAGAAAAUCUGCCUUUGCAAAGAAGGGGCCAAGUUUGUGAACUGCUCUGGAGUCAAUGUGACUGACAACUUCAUCUUCCCUCCUGAGACCAAGCACUUGGAUUUGUCCAUCAGUAACCUGUAUUCUGUUCCAAGCAAAGCUCUGAGAUCCCUGUGGAAGUUACAAGUUCUACUUCUGAGUGGGAACUACAUCACCAAAGUCAGAGAGAGUGCAUUUAGCUCUCUUGAGAGACUCCAGAAGCUUGAUAUCCAUAGAAAUGAGAUAACAGUGCUUGGAAACAGUUUCUCCACAGGGCUCAGUUCUCUCAGAGAGCUGAAUUUGUCCUAUAAUAGGCUCCAGAAAUUAUAUUACAGGAACUUCCAGCAUUUUGAGAACCUUCAGAAGCUCAACUUCCAAAAUAACAAUAUCUCCUCCAUAGAAAUGGGAGCAUUCCGGAGUCUGACCCGCUUGAGGCAGCUUCAUCUUGAAAACAAUCACCUCUUGAACCUCCACAAUGGGGUCUUCUCCACGCUGCAGCAUUUACAGGUUCUGAACUUGGAGGGCAACAGGAUAAAGAUGAUUGCUCCUGGGGUCUUUACCUCCUUGAAUCGCCUUACGGUACUUAACUUGGUGCGCAAUGAAAUUGAACCUAUCCGAUUCAAAACCUUCCUAACAAUCCAGACCCCUGGGAGACACAUCUUGCUCUCCUACAACUUGUGGUUCUGCAACUGUGAUCUGCAGAGAGUCUUUGCAAAGCUGCACAGUGUCAAGCGGCUGAUCUUGGAUGACUACGAAAACAUGACAUGCAUGGAGCCGCAAGUCCUAAGAAACCUGUCCCUGUCAUCGGUUGACACCCAGCUCUGCAUUGCAGAGACUGUGACGGUUCUCAUCAUUACCUUCACAGUGUUCAUUACUGUGGUGGCAGCCAUUGUGAUGGCUGAGAGGAACAGGAAGAAAAGGACAGGCAAGCACUGGAGUGAGGACAGUGACAUCUCUUAUGAAUCACAAGACUGAGUUUAGAGACUAACACAUUUAUUUGAGAAUAAGUUUUUGUGGGCUAAAACCCACUUCAUCGGAUACAUGCAGUGGAAAAUACAGUUGGAAGAUAUAUAUUG